UGCGGCAGCACGGUUCUACUUCCCCAUGAAUUGGCCCGGUCUGUCUGUCUGAUCGUGACGUGUGUUACCUCGAAUUAUACAGGUUACUAAAUAUGAAGUUAUCCGGUUUUGUUGCAGAUAAUAUGCAGUGAUACGCGGGAGAGAAAUCAGCGCGCAAAUCGAGUCGUAUCGGUGUUUCAGAAGAAAUAAUAAUGCCUCGCGCGGUUGGCAGAAGAGAUGGUGGGGCUAACAGAAAUGUGAUGUGUGUCUUGUUUCCGCUCACCGCCGUGUUUUUGUUUUUGUCGGUCGGUGUUACUGCUAUUCAAGAGGAGCAAAAAUCUGUUCCGGAACAGCCCCCACAAGAGAAAGCCUCCAGUGCCCAGCCACCGGGCCCAGUGGUUUCUGAAGAUGUCUCCACCAAAGGGAACCUGGGCUUCAUUCAUGCCUUUGCCGCCUCUUUAUCUGUCAUCAUUGUCUCUGAGUUGGGAGACAAGACCUUUUUCAUUGCUGCCAUCAUGGCCAUGCGCUACAACCGCCUCACCGUGCUGGCCGGAGCUAUGCUGGCCUUAGGGUUCAUGACUUGUCUUUCUGUACUGUUUGGCUACGCCACUACCAUCAUCCCAAGAAUCUACACAUACUAUGUAUCCACUGCUCUGUUUGCCAUCUUUGGCAUUCGCAUGCUUAGAGAGGGGCUAAAAAUGAGUGCAGAUGAAGGUCAGGAGGAGCUGGAGGAGGUGCAGGCGGAGAUCAAGAAGAAGGACGAAGAGCUCCAGCGGACUAAACUCGCUAAUGGGACUGCAGAUGUGGAGGCUGGAACAGGGACUGCUGUUCCUCAGGGAAAGUGGCACAGCUUCAUCUCACCCAUCUUCAUCCAAUCCCUCACCCUCACUUUCCUCGCAGAGUGGGGGGACCGAUCGCAGCUAACUACAAUUAUUCUAGCUGCCCGGGAGGAUCCAUUUGGAGUUGCAGUGGGCGGUACCAUUGGACACUGUCUGUGCACAGGACUGGCUGUGAUAGGAGGGAGAAUGAUUGCCCAGAAAAUAUCUGUUAGAACAGUUACAAUCAUUGGGGGAAUUGUUUUUCUGGCAUUUGCCUUGUCUGCCCUGUUCAUCACACCAGAAGCUGGACUUUAAAUUGGGGAAAGACUUUCAGGUUCACUCUGUAAAUACUUGUAACAUUUAGUCAAGUUGCUGUAGAUAAACUUUAGUUUCGACCCUCUAAGUCUGAAGGACUCAAAAGAGAGCUGAAGUCCUGUCUUCCUUUCCUCGAACAUCUCUGUUCCUUUGUGAUCUGUGAAUCAGUUGGAUUUCUCACAGAGGUUAAUUAACAACCUUUAGAUGGCAUCCAAACCUCAUGGGAAAUGUGUUUGUUGACUGCUUAAAAGGUGUGUUGCAUCUUCAUCUAGUCUGAUGAAGGAAAGACUGAAUCACAGAGGCCUGAUUAACAGGUGCGAGCUUAGAAAGGAGGGAGGACUUCCUCACACUCUUUAAAACUUGUAUUCUUUUCACACGGUGUGUGAGAGAAAACUAGAUUGUUGCCGAUUGCUGUCCUAUAACGUUCUACAGGUGGCUCAGAAACUGAAGCCAAUUUUUCGUCAUAGUAACAUCUCAGCAAGGCACUUAGUCCAUUUUAAAAAUCUUUUUCUUUUCUUAUGUUUUUAAUGUUUAUUUUAAAUGUUAAGCAUGAGCCCCUGUGCAGUCAGGUGACUGUUGGCAGAAUAUGAGCCGCCAGGUUCCUCGCAAGUACAGCAGUUGAGGCUGGUAUUACUGUCGUUUCCAUCUGUUAUUAGCUUCUUUUUUCUUUUUUUUUAAUGCACACCUUACAGAGGUGCAUGUGAGAAUGCAGUCAGAUCCUCUGUCAGAUUGGACCAGUGUGCAAAUGGUACAGCUAACAUCACACACUAUCCAGAUAGCUCCCUUGCCGUUACCACACAGAUUAUUUCCAAUGGUGUGAACAUGUCUCAAGAGUACUAUUUACUGCUGCUACAUGUCAGAUGUGGGACAGCUGUAGAGCACAUCCCCGCCUGGUGUUCUGCAGAUUGUCAAAGAGCUUGUUUACAUCAGAGGAAAAAAACUAAAACCAGAACCAGCUGCACAUUUAUAGCAACAGUUUCUGUGAUCUGACUUACACUGAGAUUUUUUUUUUUUUUUUUUUUUUUUUUUUUAAAACAAGAUUUUUUCCCCUAGUUUCACAUAAGAGCAGUCCUUUACAGAGACCUGAACCACUAGAAUACCUCUACUUACCUGUAUUUGAAUGUCAGCGUCCUGGGCUUAUCUACAGUUCACGUGAACCUCUUCAGAAAUGAUUAUCAUAUUUACUCAUAUUGGUGUCGGACGCUAACGGCAAACAAGACGUGGGAUUAGGUUGAAGAAAAGGCCAGUAGUCACCCUGACAGGUUGAGUCUUCCUCUGCGAUUAAAGCCAUUUCCAGCAUGAACCUCACAAUUACUGACAGAUUGUAAAGAGGACUACAUCAGGUACAAAAAUUAUUUAUCCUACACAAGACUUGCAGUAGAAGCCACUUCUCAUAGCUGUGUUGGAUCUGCCGUGACAGCUUGACCUAACUUAAUUUAGACCUAAAUUUCACCCUUUAUUUUAAACGGUAUGUAUUUAUUUAGCUUCCUUUUCUUUUUCCUUUCUAGGCAUAUGUAUUGACAAAGGGUGGAUGAGAUUACUGUACAAGCAAUGGAAAUAUUUUUUUAAGUGAACAGGCUAAAGCUGUGUUGUCAAUAUUUGACAGGCUGUGAACUACUUCUGUUUGUCAUACAGGUUCUUUGAAAUGCCUGUAAAUCUUUAAAAAAUGAUCAAUAAAAGAAGUUUAAUGUGUUGUCUGAUUUCUAAAACAA
Oreochromis aureus is the source of this 2824-nucleotide messenger RNA. RefSeq names its product transmembrane protein 165 (gene tmem165). Gene Ontology annotation, molecular function: manganese ion transmembrane transporter activity; calcium ion transmembrane transporter activity. The transcript is spliced from 6 exons. The record is from RefSeq and is a predicted model, not a curated record. Gene Ontology annotation, cellular component: Golgi apparatus. The coding region runs from base 192 to 1112 and encodes 306 amino acids. Lineage: Eukaryota; Metazoa; Chordata; Actinopteri; Cichliformes; Cichlidae. Gene Ontology annotation, biological process: Golgi calcium ion transport; manganese ion transmembrane transport; Golgi calcium ion homeostasis.